CUCUGAUUUGUUUGUUAUUUCUGUCCCAAACGGGAGAGCUCUUUGGCGCCAAUCCCAAAGUGGAAAUCAUGAUCAGGUUAUUCUCGGAUGAUGUAAUGAUCUAUUUACACCACCCAAUUUCACUAAAUUGCGUUAACAGGUCUGGUAAUUCCACGCAACACGUCUCUGCGCGUAGAGACGCGAUUGUUCGCGACUCCCCAGGACCCUGAGGGCAGAUACACAUAUCCGAUUCAUGCCCAUUGAAACACAUUAGAACCAUACUAUUUACCCAAUAACUCUUUCGUCUUUGUGCAAUUGACCCUGAUAAUUGAGUACCGAGACUGCACUCCUCAACCUGACGUCCUAUCUUUUCUUUAGGACCUUCUAGCCGUUUAUCUCAACCAUCACACGUACUCCCACGGGCAUUGUACUACCAAUUCAUUCUAAACCCUCCGAGACAUUAUUCCUGAGACUCAGACAUGGCCACGUCGUCGCUCAAGCGCAAGGCAAUUGACCUCGCUGCCGCCGAGGCCAAGAAACCAAAAGCCAACGCCAGCAUCACCUCCUUCUUCGGCCCGCCAAAACCCGUGGCAUCGACGUCCUCGACCAAUCCUGCCACAGCUCCAUCAGCACCACCUGUUGCAAAAUUCGAGAAGGAUAAAUGGCUUGAGAAGCUGACUGUUGAGCAAAAAGACUUGCUGAAACUCGAAAUCGAGACUCUGCAUGAGAGCUGGCUAGCCCAUUUAAAGGACGAAGUCCUGAGCAAGGAAUUCCUUGACCUUAAGCGGUUUCUCAAACGCGAGGGCGAGAGUGGGAAGAAGGUCUUCCCGCCUUUCGAGGACGUUUAUUCUUGGUCCCGCCACACGCCUCUGCACACUGUCAAAUGCGUCGUGGUAGGCCAAGACCCCUACCACAACUAUAACCAGGCGCAUGGCCUAGCAUUUUCCACACGUCCUCCGACCCCGGCCCCACCGUCUCUCAAGAACAUUUAUAUUGCGCUGAAGAAGGAUUACCCGGGGUUCCAACCCCCGCCGAAGAACGGAGGCCUUUUGACCCCUUGGGCAGACCGCGGCGUCUUGCUGCUGAAUACGUGUCUGACCGUACGUGCACACGAGGCAAAUAGCCAUGCGAACCGCGGCUGGGAAAGAUUUACCCAAAAGGUCAUUGAUACUGUGGCCAAAGUGCGCACUCGCGGAGUUGUUUUUCUCGCCUGGGGCACCCCGGCCGGCAAGAGAGUAGCCAAGAUUGAUAAAAAGAGACAUUGUGUAUUGCAGAGCGUGCAUCCGAGUCCAUUGAGCGCCUCCAGGGGAUUUUUUGAUUGCGGCCACUUCAAAAAGACCAACGAAUGGCUUCGCGAGAGAUAUGGCCCCGAGGCAGAGAUCAAUUGGGACUUGAACGUUGCGCCGGAAGAAGCGGGCGUUUAAAACUCACCAUUUAGAUCACGACAUUCAUAGAAACAUUUUCUUCCGGUAUCCUUCUCCUUCUUGGUCAAUUUUAUAUCAUUUUCAUUAGACAAUAGUUGAGCGCAUACAAGUGCUUUUUCGGUAUAUUCUGAUCAAGUAUCAUGUGUCAUUCUUCCUCUCGGUGCUGUUUUCUUUUUUCCCUUCCGCUUCUCGGACUCAGAUUCUCGUGCAGGACGAGGCGCUGAUCAAUUAUUCCUAUUUUCUGUGCCACCUUUUCGGAUCAUGGAUGUUCAAAUCCUUUAAUUCAUCAAGAGCAAAUAUUAAUAUUGUUAACCUUCCAAAUCAAACGAAGCGCAAUACAG
Messenger RNA from Xylona heveae TC161, 1744 nucleotides. Its product is annotated as uracil-DNA glycosylase. The transcript is spliced from 3 exons. Bases 459 to 1403 code for a protein of 314 amino acids. Gene Ontology annotation, cellular component: mitochondrion; nucleus. Gene Ontology annotation, molecular function: uracil DNA N-glycosylase activity. Lineage: Eukaryota; Fungi; Ascomycota; Xylonomycetes; Xylonales; Xylonaceae. The record is from RefSeq and is a predicted model, not a curated record. Gene Ontology annotation, biological process: base-excision repair; base-excision repair, AP site formation via deaminated base removal.